CACUGCUGAAGCCUUAAUGCUAUUUUGUAAUUCUUCUGUAUAGAAAAAUGUCCUGCCGCUCUCGGCCUCCCAUGGGGGACAUCCCCAGAAAUCUGAGCUACAUUGCUGGACUUUAUGAACGAGCCUACUACCGCACAGCUAGACCGAGCCUGGAGGAGCACGAUGAAGGAGGAGAAGAAGCGUUAUCCUCUCCAGGUUGCUCCAGCGCUGUAAAACCCACAAGUGCUCCGCGAAGGUGGCGUUCCCGAUCCGCCCCAGCUUUGCGCGUGCCCCGGGCAGAGCGCCACCGCAGCCCGGAAAGCAGGAAGAGGGUCCGCUUUGCAGAUGCCUUAGGGCUAGAGCUGGAGUCUGUACGCCACUUCAGACGUGAGGAUAUGCCCCAAAUUCCCCAACAUGUGACCUACCGCCUACAGAAAGCAUUGCUGGAACAAAUAGGAGGAUCCUGCAGCUCCAAGGAAGAUGUGAGCUGGUGUGAGGCUCGCCAUGUCAUAUCCCCUUCUUGGACAAUAGAGCCAGGAACCUUGGAAAAGCAAACUUGGGAGCGGAGCGCCUGGGAUCAACAAACAUGGGAUCAGCGCGUGUGCUUACAGAAUAUGCGCUGUGAAAGCUGCUUCCUGUGGGGGUCCGUGAGGGUCCUGGAUCUGGCUUAUGAAAAGAGAGUUACAGUGCGCUAUACUCUGGAUGGAUGGCUUUCUUAUCAGGAUACCCAUGCUCUGUAUGCUGCUCGCCUGUGCCAUGGUGGAGCUGGCCACCCUGGCACAGACCUCUUCACCUUCCGUCUACCUCUACCACCACAAGACCAAGCCCUGCCUUCGCCACUGCAAUUUGCGAUUCAUUAUCAAGUUGGAGAUGAGGAGUUCUGGGAUAACAACAAGGGCAAGAAUUACAGCCUGCGUCUGUCUAAUGCCGAAGCUUCCCAGACUCAGGAUUCUGAAAAUGGAUGGAUACAUUUCAUAUAAUACAGAGAGGAUAAAAGUUCAGUGUCUGAUAAUUGUUCUGCAUAUCAAUGUUAGACCAAAGAAUACUGACCAGAUAACUAAUAUCAGUAUACAAUAAAAGUGCUCAGAAUUUAGGGCAUAAUAAAGUGGAAUUAUCAAUAUAGAAAUUACAGCAUUUUUUAAAUGAAGCAGAACAGUAUUUGCAUUGAUAUAUAGCAAU
Nanorana parkeri is the source of this 1158-nucleotide messenger RNA. RefSeq names its product protein phosphatase 1 regulatory subunit 3E (gene PPP1R3E). Lineage: Eukaryota; Metazoa; Chordata; Amphibia; Anura; Dicroglossidae. Gene Ontology annotation, molecular function: glycogen binding; protein phosphatase 1 binding. The record is from RefSeq and is a predicted model, not a curated record. Gene Ontology annotation, cellular component: protein phosphatase type 1 complex. The transcript is spliced from 2 exons. The coding region runs from base 48 to 959 and encodes 303 amino acids. Gene Ontology annotation, biological process: regulation of glycogen biosynthetic process.